AUGGCAUACGAGAAUCCCACCAAUAACAUUGCCUUACCGCUAGCAUUUCAAGCUGCGGCUAGUGUAGAAGGCUCUUUUCAACUCUUCUUUUUAUUUGAUUAUGCGGGGAAUGGUCCCUGGUCUAAGGCCGUGGUGGCUGCACUGAUCCUCCAAUACAGCAGCCACUCGUUAUACUAUCUAUACAACUCUCAGCCUUUCGUCUCAACCUUUGAGGGACCUGCAAAUGCAGAGGACUGGACCAUAAUUAAAGAGCAAACAGGCUGUUUCUUUGUCCCAGACUGGUCCUCUCUCGGAGCCAAAGAGGCCCUAGAGGCCGGCGGGGGAGGCAUCGUCGACGCCCUUUUUAGCUGGGCGGCUGGGCAGGCUCUUCCCUAUAUGAUGCCGGUUUCUCCGUGGUUCUACACAGAUCUACCGGGCUAUAAGAAGAAUUGGCUGUGGCGCGAUAAUGCCAUGGCAGCGUUUCAGAUUGGUGAAGCGUCCUACAACUAUGUGACUGGAAUGCCCCAUGAUGCCUGGCGUGACCUCCUGCCGUACGUGGCUGACACCUACAAGGACUCAAUCGCCACGGUUUACACCGAGACCCUAGUGGUGUGGUAUCGUGUGCAGCCGGUCUCGGCCGAGCUGCAGCUUGAGUUCACCCCAGCCGAAGUACUGACGGAUAUGGUGUUCUUCUCUGCGCUCUUAGAAGAUACGGCGGACAUCGCGGUGACAAUCGGUGGGGUGUCAGUGGAGGCCGUCUGGCGGAACGUUUUCAACGAGAAAGGCCCUCAGACGGGCCUGUACCAUGGACAAGCUCCAUUUGGUGGACAUACUGGGGAAGUGGUUGUUACCAUUUCCAGGGAUGGAACAACAAUUGCCCAGGUGGCUGGUGAGACUAUUAGCACAAGCUCGGCUAAGGCGUCCACCAGCGUGAACGCCAUCACCCCGGUUCUCCUAGACAAUCAGGUGUGUAUCAAUGGCACCGGGGCAAACAACUUUGCUGGCUUGUGCGAGUUUGCUUGUAUGUACGGUUACUGUCCCGUCAGUGCAUGUACGUGCCUGGAUAUGGGGGUCCAAAAAACGCUACCCAAUGCCACCGGUGUGCAGGGCUAUCCACUCGAGGGCCUGGACGCCAGUUAUAGUGGUCUCUGCAGUUUCGACUGUAACUACGGAUUCUGUUCUGACACAGCCUGUGCCACCGUCUCGGCACCGCUGUCCGUGCCCACCGUCUCUGACUUUGAUCCUCCGGCUUGUGUGUCAGGGACAGGGAGCGGCAACCUGGCGGGGCUGUGCAGUUUCAGCUGUGCCUUCGGCUUCUGCCCUAUCAACGCCUGUACAUGUACCGGCCAAGGUGCUUUGACGGUCAAAAACCCAACCUCGUCGGACGUGGGAGUGGCCAUUGACCCGAAAGAUAAAGCUAUCUAUGGUCCACUGUGUGAAUUCGCCUGCCAGCGCGGCUACUGUCCCGAAGGCGCCUGCAAAAUCGCCUUAAGCUCUUCCUCUUCGUCCUCUUCUUCGUCGUCAUCAUCAUCGUCGGACACAGCCAGCGAUGAUGAUGGCAACAACAUAGUCUACAUCGAUUCCACUAUCUGGGGAAGUCCAUCACCCACUCAUUACACCCCCAGCGACUGUGAUAACUCUUGGACCCUGGGAAGCUCCCAUUCCCCCCAGUGUGACCCUAUACCCGACCUCAAAUCCCUCCGACACCAACAAUCCUUCCUCCAGCAAGUCGUCUUCAACCUCGCAUACGCCGGCCCUUAUUGUCUUCCCCAGCACCUCUCAUCCAGUGAUCGUUCAGCCGCAGCCUACCGUCUCAAUCGACUACCCACGCGUAACCCCACCAACCGUGCACUAUACUCAUGGCAGUGA
Messenger RNA from Aspergillus aculeatinus CBS 121060, 1848 nucleotides. Its product is annotated as glycoside hydrolase family 71 protein. NCBI's taxonomy places the organism in Eukaryota, Fungi, Ascomycota, Eurotiomycetes, Eurotiales, Aspergillaceae. Gene Ontology annotation, biological process: mating projection tip cell wall disassembly. The transcript has 6 exons. The record is from RefSeq and is a predicted model, not a curated record. Bases 1 to 1848 code for a protein of 615 amino acids. Gene Ontology annotation, molecular function: glucan endo-1,3-alpha-glucosidase activity.